This is a messenger RNA of Aspergillus piperis CBS 112811, 969 nucleotides long. RefSeq names its product histone H4. Gene Ontology annotation, molecular function: DNA binding; structural constituent of chromatin; protein heterodimerization activity. Gene Ontology annotation, biological process: nucleosome assembly. The record is from RefSeq and is a predicted model, not a curated record. Gene Ontology annotation, cellular component: nucleosome. The coding region runs from base 340 to 651 and encodes 103 amino acids. The transcript is spliced from 2 exons. NCBI's taxonomy places the organism in Eukaryota, Fungi, Ascomycota, Eurotiomycetes, Eurotiales, Aspergillaceae.
UCGAAAGCGGUCGUUCAUAACGCCCUUUUUCACCCUCGCGGCCCGCCAAUCAGGCUUCUCCAUUGCUUUUGACCCUUCCAGAUCACCCUCUGGGGCUUAGUCAUUCACUCCCAAGGGGCAAAGCAGCGAGAUCACGCUCUCGCUUGCCGCCCGCACCGCGAAAUCUAUAUAAACCGGUGGCUCCUCCUUCUCCGCCACCUUCUUUCGCUCUCUCUCGACUCUUUUCUUCCUCUCAGCGACCGGCCCGCAACGCGUCACGCCAAACCAUCCAUCACCCACCACCUUCCAUCAAUUUUCCAUCUCAUACUUCUUCCAAUCAAUUAAUCUCAUCUCAGCAUUAUGACUGGACGCGGAAAAGGAGGCAAGGGUCUCGGCAAGGGUGGCGCCAAGCGUCACCGUAAGAUCUUGCGUGACAACAUCCAGGGUAUCACUAAGCCCGCUAUCCGCCGUCUUGCUCGCCGUGGUGGUGUCAAGCGUAUCUCCGCCAUGAUCUACGAAGAGACCCGUGGUGUCCUCAAGUCCUUCCUCGAGUCUGUCAUCCGUGAUGCCGUCACCUACACUGAGCACGCCAAGCGCAAGACCGUCACCUCCCUCGACGUUGUCUACGCCCUCAAGCGCCAGGGCCGCACCCUGUACGGUUUCGGUGGUUAGAUUAUCUUCAACCAAUCGGAAGGGAUUACUGCUCUGGUGUUUGUCGUCUCUCUGGUUGUGAACCUUCGACUGGAUUGUGGACUAGACCGGCAGGAUCCGCCGUACAUUCUGUUUCUGAUUUCUGGGGGCUAUUUCUUUUGACUCGUUACGGUAUUGGGGUUUGGGAUAACUGGGGUUCUUUUUUCUACAAUUGGAAUGGAUUAUGUCCACGGGUUUGAUACUCUUACAACUUGCUUAUUUUUUGUUAAUGGGAUCGGAUGGAUGGAUGGAUUCGAAAUCAUUGUAUCUAGACGGCCCUUCGAGGCUUGAUGGACGAAA